Messenger RNA from Danio rerio (zebrafish), 1497 nucleotides. The record is from RefSeq and is a predicted model, not a curated record. NCBI's taxonomy places the organism in Eukaryota, Metazoa, Chordata, Actinopteri, Cypriniformes, Danionidae.
AUGACAGCCUAUGGAAAACACUGCCCCUGCCCUCUGCCCUGUGUUCUCUGUAGUGGAGCUGGGCCGCUGUUUCUGAGCAGAGGCCAGGUCAAAGGGUUUGUGCUGGUGUUUGGCUGCUUGGUUCUGUCUGUCUUCUCUACCAUUCCAGAUCACCAGGAAAUGGCCUCUCAGAGUCUUCUGAUUUUGGAGUUUGUUAUGAUCGUUGUGUUUGGGUUGGAGUACAUCAUUCGCAUCUGGUCUGCUGGUUGUUGUUGCCGGUACAGAGGAUGGCAGGGACGUCUUCGCUUUGCAAGGAAGCCAUUCUGUGUCAUAGACAUAAUAGUGCUGAUUGCCUCAGUUGCUGUGGUUUCGGCGGGGAGUCAAAGCAACAUUUUUGCAACGUCUGCUCUGCGAAGCUUAAGAUUUCUACAAAUCCUGCGAAUGGUACGCAUGGACCGCCGCGGAGGAACUUGGAAGCUUCUGGGAUCUGUAGUUUAUGCACACAGCAAGGAACUGGUCACUGCCUGGUAUAUUGGGUUCCUUGUGCUCAUCUUUUCCUCUUUCCUGGUUUAUCUGGUGGAAAAGGAAUUCAAUAAAGACUUUGCCACCUAUGCUGAUGCAUUAUGGUGGGGCACGAUCACUCUAACCACUAUUGGAUAUGGGGAUAAGACUCCUAAAACCUGGACCGGACGAAUGCUGUCUGCUGGCUUCGCUUUGCUCGGCAUCUCCUUUUUCACACUGCCUGCGGGUAUUUUGGGUUCAGGUUUUGCCUUGAAGGUUCAAGAGCAGCACAGACAGAAGCACUUCGAGAAGAGAAGGAACCCUGCUGCCUGCCUCAUACAGUGUGUGUGGCGUAGCUAUGCGGCUGAUGAGAACUCGGUUUCCGUUGCUACCUGGAAACCUCAUUUGAAGGCGUUGCAUACCUGCAGUCCUACAAAGAAGGAUCAGGGAGAGUCAGCAACAAGUCAGAAACUGAGUUUUAAAGACCGGGUAAGAAUGGCAAGUCCACGUGGACAGAGCAUUAAAAGCAGGCAGACGUCUGUUACGGACAGGCGCUCGCCUGGAGCUGAAAUCAGCACUGAUGGAUCGAGUCCUGCCAAGGUCCAGAAGAGUUGGAGUUUUAAUGACCGCACCCGAUUCAGGCCCUCCCUCCGUCUCAAGAGCCAAUCACGGUCCACGCCCGAAGGUGAGGCUAACGUUACUGUGGAUGAGGCUUUUGAUGAGAAAGGAUGUCAUUGUGACAUGUCGGUGGAGGAUCUGCCGUCUGCGCUGAAGACCGUCAUCAGAGCAGUGAGGAUCAUGAAAUUCCAUGUGGCAAAGAAGAAGUUUAAGGAAACUCUGCGCCCAUAUGAUGUGAAGGAUGUAAUAGAGCAAUAUUCAGCUGGUCAUCUGGACAUGCUCUGCCGAAUUAAGAGUCUGCAAACCAGGUAGGACAAACCAACUAUACUGUAUAAAAAUUUUUCCAUCAUAUGCAUCAAAUUUCAUCUUUAAGUUAGAUGUACACUAUCGGUCAAAAGU